AUGUCUGUCAUAAGUGGAUGUACAGAUAAAGAAACUUUACAAGACACUGAAGACAUGCAAAAAAUUGAAAUAAUAUCCAAGCUCCAAAAGGAGAGAGGAGGAAUUGUGUCAUACUUUAGUAAAAUAGAGAAGGGAAUAAGACUGAUGAUACAGGAGGGCAACCCAAGUGCAGUUUCUCUUGCAGAAGAACUAGAACUUAUGAAAGAAACAUUAGACAGAAUUGUUGUGAAGUCUAUGCAGUUGAAGGAAUUAGUUGUCCAUGAUCCAGUGGAAUUCAAGCAAGUUGAUGAAUAUGAUAAUGCCCUCAAGGAUAGAUAUAGUAAAUUAGCAGCAGAAAUUAGGGUUUUUAUGGUCAAAGACAGUCAGGAGAUUAAACCCGAAGAUUCUGCAAGUCAGGUCAGCAUGAAGUCGGUAGCAUCACAUGUGAAGGUGGCCGAAGCUAGGGCAGCAGCGCUUCGUGUGAGAGCCGAGGCUCUAAAGAAACAACAGUCAUUGAAGCGUCAGGUGAUGGAACUGCAACUGCAAGAGGAAGCCCUUAAGUUAGAAACAGAGAUCGCCGCUGCUGAGGCAGAGACCAGCGCUUUGAGUGAUAACGGGAGUACAGUUAAGAGGCCUCUUCCAGCUACAUCCAUGCUGAACCCCAGGACUGAAGAGUUUCAGCUUAAAUCAGAUACUCUUCCAAGUCACCCGAUCAAACCAGAGAGAGAGCGUAAACAGCAGCUUACACAGCCACCAGUGUCUGAGAGUAGCAAGGAGAUUCUGAACAUGAUUCAUCUCCCUAGAGCAGACCUGAUUAAAUUUGAUGGUGAUCCACUCAAGUAUUGGAUUUUCGUCCGUUCCUUUGACAAUAGCAUUGGAUCAACUUCAAUAAGUGACACUGCCAAACUUACAAGACUCCUACAGUAUUGCAGUGGCAAAGCACUUUCGGUCAUAGAGUGUUGUGCCGUCAUGAACCAAGACUAUGGUUAUAAGGAGGCAAGAAGAAUUCUGCAGGAGCGAUUCGGCAACCAGUUUGUUAUUUCGCGUGCAUGGAUUCAAAGAGUCACUGAGAGACCAGUACUGCGGAAUGGAGACAAUGCAGCCUUGCGUCAGUAUGCGGACUCAGUGAAGAGCUGUAUAGUCACUUUAUCAGCCAUGGGGAGACUCACAGAGGUUGACAACCAAGACAGGAUAAGGAAGAUGACAGAAAAACUCCCGGUCCAUCUACAGAACAGAUGGAGAAAUCAAGCAGUCAGCCAUCUCAGGACACACAGACAUUACCCAAACAUUCAUGAAUUUGCUCAAUUCAUUGAGAUGGUUGCCGAUGAGGCUAACGACCCAGUCUUCGGGAAUAUUCGCUUUGACAACAGAGAGAGACCAUCAAGAGGACACGAUAGCAAGGGAACAGCCUUACAAACUGUCAUGAAGUACAGAGACACGAAGUCAAGUUGCAAGUUAUGCUCUUGGGAUCAUGCCAUUUACAUGUGCAACACAUUUAGACAAAUGAAUUCUGAAGAUAGACUGAAAUUCAUGCAAGAAGAAAAAUUAUGUUUUAACUGCUUUGCUAAGAAUCAUGUGUCGUAUGAAUGUACCAAGGAAAGCAUGUGUCGUAUUGAUAGAUGCAACAAGAGACAUUCAACUCUGUUACAUCAUGCCUUGCAGACAUACAGGAAGAUGCAUUCUGGCGUGCUAGUGGAAAGUGAACUACCGAAGAGAACCCAACAGUUACGAGGGAACUCACACUCAAACCAACAACAUCGUGGAACACAGACCUUCUCUACUCACCAUUCAAAUCGUGAUGUCAAUGGGGCCGGCAUAUGUAGGGUAGCAUUACCAGUUGUACCCGUUACAGUUCGGAAGAACGGAGAAGAGUGCUUAACAACCUAUGCCUUCCUGGACAGUGGCAGUACGAAUUCCUUCUGCUCCCAAGAAUUAUAUGACCAACUCGGCCUGCAGGGAGCGAAGACAUCCUUGUCUCUUAUAACUCUGACAAAUGAAGACUGUCCAUUGGAAACUACCUGUAUCUCGCUUGAAAUUGCGGAUCUGGAUGGAAGGAAUCAAUUGAAGUUGCCCUAUGUUUAUGUUAUUCCCAAUAUGCCAGUUCCGGAAAGGAAUAAAGUGUCACAGACAGACGUUGACAACUGGCCACACAUGCAGGACAUACAUUUGCCACAAGUCAAUGAGUCAAAGAUCUCUAUACUCAUUGGACAGGACAAUCCUGGAGCUAUAGCACCACUUGACAUUAGAAGAGGGAAAAUAAACGAACCGUAUGCCGUGCUUACCGUUUUCGGCUGGACCCUGAACGGACCUUUGGAAUAUGGCAAACAGGGCACAAUAGUCUCCAACUACAUUCAAGCUGAUCUUACAACUUGUUUAGAAAGACUUUGGACAUUGGAUUCCUGUGGCAUGCAGAUGGAUAACCGUCAGCAAAUGUCCAUACAAGACAAAUAUGUAUACUAA
Molecule: messenger RNA, 2439 nt
Organism: Haliotis rubra (blacklip abalone)
Lineage: Eukaryota; Metazoa; Mollusca; Gastropoda; Lepetellida; Haliotidae
Exons: 1
Coding region: 1-2439 (812 amino acids)
Source: RefSeq, a predicted model, not a curated record